CAUUUCUCUCCCUCGACAAAAAAUAAUUAAGGAAAAUCCAAAAGCGAGCGAGAGAGAGAGAGAGAGAGAGCGAGGGAGCGAGGGAGCCGAAGCGCCAACGAAGAAACCCCUUGAACCCUCUUCGCGCCCUAACCUAUACAUACACUUCCACACGUAUCUGUCUAGCAAGCAUUAGUGAGCGAGAGAGCGAGUGAGUGAUCGAGAAAAUAAUAUGAGUCAGCCAUCGGUGCCUCCGCCGACGCAGGCGGUGAGCGGUGGUGGUGGGGUUCAGGUGCGGUGCGCCGGUUGCAAACUGAUCUUGACGGUGGCUGGGGGCGUGACGGAGUUCGUGUGCCCCACGUGCCAAUUGCCUCAGAUGCUGCCGCCGGAGCUUAUGAGAGUGCAGUUGAAGGUGGCUACCCCUCCGGCUCCGCCUCCGCUAGCUUCGUCGCAGCAGAACGUGCCGGCCCACGGCAUCGAUCCCACGAAGAUCCAGGUCCCCUGCGCACACUGCAAGGCCAUCCUCAAUGUGCCCCACGGUCUGGCCAGGUUCGCCUGCCCUCAGUGCGGCGUUGACCUCGCCGUCGAUUUGUCCAAGCUCAAGCAGCUGUUCCCUCCCCGUCCGCCUCCCGAGGAAGAAAAUGAGGUAGCUAUUGAAGUAGAGCGAGAAGAAGAUGAAGGUGGCAUGGUGGGAGAGACAUUUACGGACUAUCGCCCUCCAAAACUUUCUAUUGGACCUCUCCAUCCAGAUCCCAUUGUGGAGACAUCCUCCUUAUCUGCAGUGCAGCCACCUGAACCAACCUAUGAUCUAAAAAUCAAGGAUGACCUGGAAAGUUCCAAUUCUUUGUCAUGUUUGCAAAUUGAGACAUUGGUUUAUGCCUGUCAGAGACAUCUCCAUCACCUUCCCAAUGGUGCUAGGGCAGGAUUCUUUGUUGGAGAUGGAGCCGGUGUGGGUAAAGGUCGAACAAUUGCAGGAUUAAUAUGGGAAAAUUGGCACCAUGGUAGGAGGAAAGCCUUGUGGAUUUCUGUUGGUUCAGACUUGAAGUUUGAUGCAAGAAGAGACUUGGAUGAUGUGGGAGCAACUUGUAUUGAAGUGCAUGCUUUGAACAAGCUGCCUUAUUCUAAGCUUGAUUCAAAGUCUGUUGGGGUCAGGGAGGGAGUUGUGUUUUUAACAUACAGCAGCCUGAUAGCAUCUUCUGAGAAAGGUCGGUCUCGUCUGCAGCAGCUUGUGCAGUGGUGUGGAUCAGGAUUUGAUGCUCUUGUCAUAUUUGAUGAGUGCCACAAAGCCAAAAAUUUGGUACCUGAAGCUGGAAGUCAGCCAACGCGAACGGGUGAAGCUGUUCUUGACAUACAGGCUCGACUUCCUGAAGCUCGUGUUGUUUAUUGCUCAGCAACUGGUGCAUCCGAACCACGUAAUAUGGGUUAUAUGGUCCGCCUUGGUCUUUGGGGAGCUGGUACCUCUUUCCUAGAUUUCCGUGAUUUUCUAGGCGCUCUUGAAAAAGGGGGUGUUGGAGCACUGGAACUUGUUGCCAUGGACAUGAAAGCAAGGGGAAUGUAUGUAUGUCGUACACUUAGCUACAAAGGUGCGGAAUUUGAAGUUGUUGAAGCACCAUUAGAAGCUGAAAUGAUGGAAAUGUAUAAAAAAGCUGCAGAGUUUUGGGCAGAGUUACGUGUGGAGUUGUUGUCUGCAAGUGCAUUUCUAUCAAAUGACAAACCUAAUAGCAGUCAGCUGUGGCGAUUAUAUUGGGCAAGCCAUCAGCGUUUCUUCAGACAUAUGUGUAUGUCAGCUAAGGUGCCUGCUACUGUAAGACUAGCUAAGCAAGCAUUGAUGGGAGAUAAGUGUGUGGUGAUUGGCCUUCAGAGUACUGGAGAGGCUCGGACUGAGGAAGCUGUGACAAAAUAUGGUAUUGAACUUGACGAUUUUAUUUCUGGGCCUCGAGAACUUUUGCUGAAGUUUGUGGAGGAAAAUUAUCCUCUGCCAGAAAAGCCUGAACCUCUGCCAGGAGAGGAAAGUGUUAAGGAGCUUCAACGGAAAAGGCACUCAGCAACUCCUGGUGUCUCAUUAAAAGGGAGGGUUAGGAAAGUUGCAAAAUGGAAACCUGCAAGUGAUGGUGAAAGUGAUGAAGAAUCUGAAACUGAUUCUGCUCAUACUGAAUCUGAUGACGAGUUUCAGAUCUGUGAGAUUUGCAACACUGAAGAGGAAAGUAAGAAAUUGCUCAGAUGUUCCUGUUGUGGCCAACUUUUCCAUCCUGCUUGUUUAGUCCCACCUGUCAUAGACCUAGUAACCGGAGAUUGGUCCUGUCAUUCUUGCAAGGAAAAAACAGAUGAAUAUCUUCAAGCAAGAGAUGCCUAUCUAGCUGAUCUUUUGAAGAGGUAUGAAGCGGCUCUGGAGCGUAAGACCAAAAUUUUGGAGAUAAUUCGUUCUUUGGAUCUUCCAAACAAUCCUUUAGAUGACAUUAUCGAUCAGCUUGGAGGGCCUGAUAAAGUGGCAGAAAUAACAGGGAGGCGAGGCAUGCUUGUAAGGGCCUCUAGUGGAAAAGGUGUUACUUAUCAGGCACGGAACACAAAAGAUGUUACCAUGGAGAUGGUCAACAUGCAUGAGAAACAGCUCUUUAUGGAUGGUAAGAAGUUUGUUGCGAUCAUCUCUGAAGCAGGGUCAGCUGGUGUUUCUUUGCAGGCAGAUAGAAGAGCUGCAAAUCAGAAAAGAAGGGUUCAUUUAACACUAGAACUUCCGUGGAGUGCUGACCGAGCAAUUCAACAGUUUGGAAGAACUCAUCGGUCAAAUCAAGCUUCUGCACCUGAAUACAGGCUACUCUUCACUACUCUUGGUGGAGAACGCCGAUUUGCAUCAAUUGUUGCCAAGAGAUUAGAAUCUCUUGGUGCUUUAACACAGGGAGACCGCAGGGCAGGGCCGACUUUGAGUGCUUAUAAUUAUGAUAGUGCUUAUGGAAAGAGGGCACUUAUGGUGAUGUAUAAAGGGAUCAUGGAGCAGGAUUCUCUGCCAGUUGUGCCUCCUGGAUGUUCAUCAGAAAAACCAGAUACAAUCCAGGAUUUUAUUGUGAAGGCAAAAGCUGCUCUUGUGUCUGUAGGAAUAGUUAGGGACACAGUUAUUGCUAAUGGAAAAGAUUCUGGAAAGUUGUCUGGCCGUAUUGUUGAUUCGGACAUGCAUGACGUCGGACGUUUCCUCAAUCGGAUUUUAGGACUGCCGCCUGAUAUUCAGAAUAGGCUGUUUGAGUUAUUUAUCAGCAUCUUGGAUCUCCUUAUUCAGAAUGCACGCAUUGAAGGAAAUCUUGACUCAGGCAUUGUUGAUAUGAAAGCUAAUGUCAUUGAAUUACAAGGAACUCCGAAGACUGUUCAUAUGGAUCAAAUGUCUGGGGCAUCAACAGUGCUGUUUACUUUCACUCUUGAUCGUGGAAUCACAUGGGAGUCUGCAAGUACCAUGCUUGACGAGAAGCGAAAGGAUGGGCUUAGUUCACCACAUGAUGGAUUCUAUGAAUCUAAAAGGGAGUGGUUGGGGAGACGCCACUUCACUUUAGCAUUUGAAAGUUCUGCAUCUGGAAUGUUUAAGAUAGUCCGUCCAGCUGUUGGGGAGUCACUAAGGGAAAUGUCUCUGGCAGAGCUUAAAAACAAGUACCGUAAAAUAUCAUCUUUAGAGAAGGCUCGUAGUGGUUGGGAAGAUGAAUAUGAAGUAUCAUCUAAACAGUGCAUGCAUGGCCCCAAUUGUAAGCUUGGCAACUUCUGUACAGUUGGCAGAAGAAUACAGGAAGUAAAUGUAUUGGGUGGGCUUAUCCUUCCCGUGUGGGGCACUAUUGAGAAGGCCCUUUCUAAGCAGGCCCGCCAUAGCCACAAGCGGCUCCGUGUGGUGCGUAUAGAAACUACUACAGAUAAUCGGCGAAUAGUUGGGCUUCUUGUCCCCAAUGCAGCAGUUGAAUCUGUGCUUCAAGAUCUAGCAUGGGUACAAGAUAUCGACGAUUGAGAUGUGUGCAAGUUUUUUGCUCAAAAUAGAGAGCUGUUUGUAUCCGUUCUCUCUCCUGCCAAGAUGCAACAGUUUUGAAGCGGGGAAUAUAGUUUAUGUUUCAAGGAGCCCGUGCAGGCCUCACACUGAAGAAGAGAAGAGGGAGGAGUGAGGAAGAAAUAGAAAAAGAGGAUAUCUCUGCACCAUCUAACAGCAUCGUGCAGUCUCAUUCAUUUUGAUUUUUUUGAUUCGGGCUUCAAUUUUUUGCGACAAUUUUGUAUAUUAUCAACAUUGUCACGAAAGGUGAAAGACAACAGUUUACUAGGCUGUAAUGAUAAUAGUUCUGCUUGAACUAAUUUGUAUGAGUCAAAAUACUAUUUUAUUCAAAGAACAAAUUAAAUUGAAAUUCCUCUU
Messenger RNA from Alnus glutinosa, 4348 nucleotides. Its product is annotated as protein FORGETTER 1. Gene Ontology annotation, molecular function: histone binding; chromatin DNA binding. The transcript has 32 exons. Gene Ontology annotation, cellular component: nucleus. Gene Ontology annotation, biological process: regulation of DNA-templated transcription. NCBI's taxonomy places the organism in Eukaryota, Viridiplantae, Streptophyta, Magnoliopsida, Fagales, Betulaceae. The record is from RefSeq and is a predicted model, not a curated record. The coding region runs from base 212 to 3955 and encodes 1247 amino acids.